Messenger RNA from Cutaneotrichosporon oleaginosum, 1566 nucleotides. RefSeq lists its product as uncharacterized. The record is from RefSeq and is a predicted model, not a curated record. Gene Ontology annotation, molecular function: protein-arginine omega-N symmetric methyltransferase activity. Gene Ontology annotation, cellular component: mitochondrion. NCBI's taxonomy places the organism in Eukaryota, Fungi, Basidiomycota, Tremellomycetes, Trichosporonales, Trichosporonaceae.
AUGACAUUCUCGCGCCGGGCACUGCGCGUCGCCGCGCGCGCACGCAUACCAGCGCCAACAAUAGCACCCGCUGCGCGGGCUGCGAUCGCGGUGCGCGCGUACGCGUCCGCGCCGAAGCCUCCGACGCCAAAGGGCAAGGACAAGAAGGACACACCCGUGUACAACUUCAACACUUCGUUGACAUUCGAUGCGGUGGCUGACCCCGAGGUGGCAAAGUACCGCAAAGUGACGGCGGCGGACUUGGCAAACUACCGCGAGCCACCGACACGCGUCAAGAUGCUCGUGCGCGACUUUAUCGACGACAGCCUGUACAACCCACACUACGGAUACUUCAGCAAAAACGUUUCGAUCUUCACACCGCCUGAUGAGAAGGGGUACGACUUCCGCUCGUUCCGCGACCAGAACGAGUUCCAAGAGCGCGUGGCGGAGCGGUACGAGAGCGAGUACGGGGCAGUGGGGUCUGGGCUGGGGCGGCAGGUGUGGCACACGCCGACCGAGCUCUUCAAGCCACACUAUGCGCGCGCGCUCACCGCCGCCAUGGUCGGGCAGUACAAGCUCAACCACUACCCGCAAGACUUUGUGAUCUACGAGGUCGGCGCGGGCAACGGCACCUUCAUGGUUGACGCGCUCACAUACCUGAAAGAGGAGUACCCGGAGAUCCUGGCGCGGACAAAGUACCGCAUCAUCGAGAUCAGCGGGGCGCUCGCCAAGAUCCAAAAGGCGCGGGCGGCGGCCGCGGGCUUCGACAACGUCGAGGUCGUCAACGAAGACAUCUUCAAGUGGAGCGGAGGAAGCUCGGAGCCGUGCUAUGUCGUUGCGUGCGAGGUCUUUGACAACUUUUCCCACGACAUGAUCCGGUACGACUUGGCCACGCUCGAACCCAUGCAGGCGAGCGUGGCGAUCGACGCCAGCGGCGACUUCUCCGUCUACUACGAGCCGCUGCACGACCCCCUCUUGCGCCGCGUGCUCGCGUACCGCCGCCUCCUCCCGCCGUCGUCCUCAACCCAGCCGCCCCUCUCCCGCCCCCUCCUCGCCUCCUCUACCCUCCGCAAGGUGUACUCGCAGAUCCCGUUCGCACCCAACCUCUCCCCUCCAGAGUUCGUGCCCACCAAGGCCGUCGCGUUCCUCGAGCGCCUCCGCGACCAGCUGCCAAACCACCGCCUGCUCGUCGCCGACUUUGACACGCUCCCCGACGCCGUGCCCGGGCGAAAUGGACCCGUUGUGCAGACGCGAUACGGAGGCACCAUGGUGCCGUGCGAGACGUUUCUGGUCAAGCAAGGAUACUUUGACAUCUUCUUCCCAACUGACUUUGAGCUGCUGCGCGACACUUACAGCCUUAUCAUGAACUCGCCGUCGCGCCGUGCCAGUGAUGAGGGCAAGCGCGGUCGGUUGUCCAACGACUUCUUCACGGGCGUUCGCGGAUUCCGGCGCCGCGCGAUCAACGUGUAUUCGCAAGCCGAGUUUGUGAUGAAGUACGGAGGAAGGGAGGCGAUCAAGGCGACGACGACGCGCGACGGCAUGAGCGUCAUGCUCAACAUGUACCACAACACCAAGGUCCUCUUUUAG